ACAGAUUACGCGAGGCGCAUGAAGGACACGGCGAGCUCGCCGCGCUUCCCGAGGAGGGGAUUUGGCUCCAAAAUAGGACGCUAAGCCGCCUUGCAGCCUCGCGCUCGGUUUUUCUGUUAUUAUUACUUCAAGCGGCGGCGCGAAGGGGUCGGGUUCCGGCUAGGCGCUCCCUCAGGAAGAGGAAAGCAGAAAAGAAGCCGUCGACGACAACGGCGCCUCGUCCGCUGUUGCAGCAAAUAUGGAAGGAGCCGCAAAAGGAAGCGCUUUUUAACCGGGGCUCAGCUUCCCCUCGGUUUCCAUGACAGUUAUUAGGGCAGCGGAGAAAUUGAAUUGUCUCCCACAAUGCUCUGGAGAAAGGAAGCGGGCGGGGGAAGAGGAGGCGGCGGCUGCGCCACUGGCGAAGCGGCGGAGUUCUCCUGACCCGCAGUAACUCGCCUCACGGAGAAUUUCCCCAAACUCCCUGGAUUAUCAUGACGCCUCUUUUUGGGCCGCUCUCUUUCUGCCUAGGUUAACCGGGGUGGAUGUGGUUUAUAUAAAUAGAUUUCAUUUUUUCCUUCUUGUUAUUGUUAUUGUUUGCGGGAAGACCGCGUGGGUUUGCCCCCCACCCCGCCCUCCCCAAGCUGCGCGCGCUCGAAGCAGCUCCAUGUCUGGCCACGCAAGGAUAUGAACAAUUAUUAUACAGGUGGGCUCUUCGGAGAGAGCGGAGCUCGGAGGCGUCCAAUCAGGCUCCGGCAACCUGCAGCCCUGUCAAAAUGCCUCUCCAGCGGAUCUCCGUAGUCCCCGCGCGGGAGACGGCCAGCAAUGGGAGAAGUUCGAUGGGCAGAAACAAAGAGAAGAACAAGGAAGUCGAGAAUGAGAAAUCUCCAGGCCGCUCAACAAGCCGCUCAAGUAACAUUUCAAAGGCAAGCAGUCCUACCACAGGGACAGCACCCAGAAGCCAGUCACGGUUAUCUGUCUGCCCUUCUACUCAGGACAUCUGUAGACCUCCCACCUUGCAUGACAUAUCAGAAGAUAAGUUUGAAAACUCGACCCCUGUCACGGUACUGAGUCCAGCUGGUAAAGAAACUGGUAGGAAACAAGUGAAGCGAAGGGUUAGGCGGAGGAAAGAGCCUGAGGAGAAUAAUGGGCAUGCAGAAAAGCAAAAAAGAGAGAAGGAUGGCAAGUUGCACCCCAACAUUGCAAAUCGUGCAUGGAAUGCCUUGCACAAACUAUCAUCCGAUUCAUCAUCUUCAGAUGAGAACCACUGGGCCCUGGUUAGAAAGAGAGAGAGAGCCAAUAUGCCCAGGAGAAUGAGAAGGCGGAGUACUUCAAACGCUCGGACAGAUGAUUCUUCCAGGAAAAAUGCCAUUGAACUUGUAACUAUGGGGACAGGUGGGGAAAAGAAGCAAGAAGAGAAGAUUGAGCCUGAAGGCUGCACUCCUAGUCACCGCAGGAGAAGGAUUUCACGGUGUAAAGAGACCUGCCGCUCACCGUCUUCUGUGGAGGCAAGGAGCUCCUUUAGACAAGGUGGGAAACACCAGGACAAGUGCAGCCGCAAGGAUCCAGAGCCUUCAAGGAACAUGAGACGAGUCAAAGCAAGCAAGGAGGAAAGUGGUUCAGAGAAAGGCCCAGACAGUGAUAUUUUGUCAGUUCCAGAAAAUGGAGUACCUGCUGGGACAGGGCUUGCUGCAUCGGCUGCUGUUCAGAAACCUGCGUUUUAUGAUGACUUGUCAGAUGAUUUCGAAGUGUGCAGGAUCUGUCACUGUGAGGGAGAUGACGAAAGCCCCCUCAUCACACCGUGUCGCUGCACAGGGACCCUGCGUUUUGUUCAUCAGGCCUGUCUGCAUCAAUGGAUUAAGAGUUCAGACACACGCUGCUGUGAACUCUGCAAGUAUGACUUCAUAAUGGAGACCAAGCUCAAGCCUCUUCGAAAGUGGGAAAAACUACAGAUGACAACAAGUGAGAGGAGGAAGAUUGUCUGCUCAGUCACAUUUCACAUUAUUGCUAUUACCUGCGUAGUUUGGUCACUGUAUGUACUAAUAGAUCGGACCGCUGAGGAAAUUAAGCAAGGCAAUGACAAUGGUGUGCUGGAGUGGCCAUUUUGGACAAAAUUGGUUGUGGUGGCCAUUGGGUUCACGGGAGGCCUUGUCUUCAUGUACGUGCAAUGUAAAGUCUACAUUCAAUUGUGGCGAAGGCUUAAGGCUUACAAUCGAGUGAUAUUUGUUCAAAACUGUCCAGACACUGCCAAAAAACUAGAGGAGAAAAAUUAUUCCUCCAAUCAGAACACUGAAAUCAAAGACUCUGUAGUGGUGCCAGUAUCACAGACAGGUACAAACUCUCAACAAUCAGGAGAAGAAACUGUUUCUGAUGUGAUGCCGGUUUGAUGGAAGCUGCGUUUCUCUUUCUUUACUGAAGAACAAAGUAAUGUGCUUUCCUACUGUUCAGCCACAUUAAAACAGCAAAACCACUAAGUAAAUCUGAAGGAAGAACAAAUGGAAAAAUCGAUCAAGAGAAGUUACACGUUACCUCUGGAAUGUAAUUGUGAAGUGGCUAAGCAUAGUGAAAAUGCAAAGAAGGAAGCGCAUCAGAGAUGACUUUCGAACAGGCAAACAAACAUGGCAAGUACCACUGUUGAUGGCUGAAAAGAGCUGCAUAUGCAGAUUUACUACCAGUGUUCUGUUUACAAGGAGAAAACCCUUACAUCUAUUUGUUACUAUGGUCUUUUUUGCUAAUUAUCGUAAUCUUGGACACACUCUCUUCAAGGCAAUUUUUAAAACGAUUCAUAUUUACCCUUAAAGUCAUGCAAAGAGAUAUGCACCAUAGCACAAAGUAUCCGAACCUCAUAAUGUGAUAAUUUUACAAAGAGGUGGCUGACCUGCAGCAUAUAUGGUUUGAAGGCGAUAUGAAGGAAAUCCUUUCCAAAAGUUACCAUUGAAAACGUAUGUUUAAAAUGUGAGUAUUUGUAAACUAGGUAGCUGAAAAUAUCCCUUGUAUGCACAAAUGAUCAUUUUCUUUCACAUUUUUAUAUUCAUUUGGUGCAGCAAUUUGACUGCUGCUUAUUCAUAAGAGCUAAAAUUGACAGAAUAUUCCUGCCACCUCCAAAAUCCUGCUAAAGGGUAAUGUGUUCUAUAAUCAGAGAUAUAUUGCAGACAGAGCAGCAGGAAACCUUGAAAACAUGUUUUUAGUACUUACAUAUUAGUGUGUAAAAUAUGCAAAGGGUGGGAGAUUAAAUUCUAUUCUUUUGUUUAAGAGAUCAGGAUAGAACAGAUUUAGAAACUUGUUCGGACAAUAUUGAAAGAGUCAAAGUAGGCAGCAUUACCCAUAUGCCAGUAUCUCUCUGAUGUCCACUAAAUCGACAAAGUAUGUGGUACCUUCUAUACAGGAGUAAAGCUGAAUCAUUAAUGGUUCAGUAGUUCAGUUGUUACUAUUGUGGUUUUAGCAUAGUAAUGUAAGACUGAAGUGUGACUAAAUAGAAAAUGCAGAAGAUAUAUAUCAGUAUCAUGUUGUACCCAGCAGGGAUGACUUGCACGGGGGGAAGCCAAUAACUUUGGCAUCCCAUUUCAGAAUGAUGUACCUCAACAGACUAAAUGAUUGGAUGUCCUAAAAAGAAAGGGCACUGCACCUGUCCUUAUACCACUCUUAUGCUUGUUGAAUGUAUUGUGAGUUGUGCCCAAGUAAUGUGAGUUAUUCAAGAACAGUGUUACUAGUAAUGAGAGGAACUUAUGGUGGCAAACUGCAGUGGAUUAAGUAAUUUUUAAAAAGGACUACAUUUCACAUUUCAUACUUAUAAAACACAGUAAGACAUAGAUUCUGAAAAGACUCAGCAGAGGUAUGUGAUGGAUCAGCUGAGACAUUGCAAAAAGCACAUAGCCUCCUUAAAAUUAACGGGCCUUUUCCCAGUGAUUUCAGUAGUUGAAAUAAGGCCUCUCUUAUUGGAAUCAUGGCACUAGUUUGGAAACAUUAAAAUGAGAUUAUGUAAGACAAUAGUUUAGCAAAAAGAGUUGAUAGUGGGGAUCUUGAGUAGAAGUUGCAUAAAUAACCCAUUGAUGAAUACUUUAAUGCUAAAAUGAAGAAAUGCAUUUUAACAUUUAAACUGUCAGAUGAAGGAGCCACACAAAUUAUUUGUGAGACACUGUGUAUUUGAACAGAGGUCAUAGGAGGGACUGAACAAAAAUAAGAUCAUAAUAAACUUAAUUCCAAACUGGGUGGUUCAUAUCCAUUUCACUAAGAAAAAGACACACACACAUCCAGAUAUAGUCUAACUAUAAACUGAAGUGAUAGCUGACCUGGUGAUUUUCUGCCCAGCUAUAGCCAUUUAUAAUAAUGUACCAUUGCUUUGUAUAAACAACUGACUACUGUGAUAUAAAUACUUUAAAAGAUAAGGCAGCUGCAGCACAUCGCACCAUACUGGACAGGGCACAAUAUAAAUUGCUUACUGAAUUC
Molecule: messenger RNA, 4422 nt
Organism: Podarcis raffonei (Aeolian wall lizard)
Lineage: Eukaryota; Metazoa; Chordata; Lepidosauria; Squamata; Lacertidae
Gene: MARCHF1
Product: membrane associated ring-CH-type finger 1
Exons: 7
Coding region: 753-2363 (536 amino acids)
Biological process (GO): immune response; protein polyubiquitination; antigen processing and presentation of peptide antigen via MHC class II
Cellular component (GO): late endosome membrane; cytoplasm; early endosome membrane
Molecular function (GO): MHC protein binding; ubiquitin protein ligase activity; zinc ion binding
Source: RefSeq, a predicted model, not a curated record